ACCCCGCCCCAAAUAAGACCCAAUCCACUUCAUUUAUCGUCAACCUUUACCCUAUCGUCACCAUCGUCCGGUCGUCCCACCCUGCAGAGUGUCCGUCGUCCCCGUUGCAGCCCUCGUUGCCGUCGCCACCCGCUUCUCCGUCGCCAUUUUCACAGAUGGAAUCUGAUGACUUCUUGAUCGAAUGGGUGGAUAUGCGCCGAAGGCUUGUAGCUCAUUACACUUGUCUCAUUGCAUGUUAUUGUGCACUCCUGAUGUCCAUAAUAUAAUUAUUUUCCCUCUCCUCCCCUCCUGAAAUAAACAAGGUAACAUUAAACAUCAAAACCCCUCCCCUCCCUUCCAUUAAAAUUUUUGCGUUGCCCCACCCCCCCCCCCAAAAAAAAAAAGAAAGAAAACGGGGGAAAAAAUCCAAACUUAGGGUAAAUCUCAGGUAGUGCUUCUUAGUUGCUAUCCUGCACUUCUUCAGUUCUUGGAUUCAUUAUUUUCGUUAUCACACUUAUUCCCAAUUUCAAUAUCCUUCUGGUACAUGAUGUCAAUGCUCAGAAGAAAAAAGAUCACCAAUCUCUUUUCAAGCUCUAUACUUUCCCAGUUAAUUUCCCAUGAAUUCGGUUUGAUUUCUCACUCAAUGCACUCUCCUACAUACCCUUCUUCUGAUUUCCUCAAAACCCUGAACCCUUUUAGGCUUUUGCUAUACCAUGCAUCGUAUUCAACGCAGGCAUCCAAAUUUCCUGAGUAUGAGAUGCCUUCUGUUACCUGGGGCGUGAUCCAGGGACGGAAAGAGAAACUUGUUUCGCGGGUAAUCAUAUUUGAUUAUUUGAAGGGUUUGGGAGUCAUUCCUGAUGAAUUGCAUGACUUGGAGAUUCCUUCCACUGUUGAGGUCAUGAGGGAGCGUGUUGAGUUUCUUCAGAAGUUGGGCUUAACCAUUGAUGACAUUAAUGAGUAUCCUUUGAUGCUGGGUUGCAGUGUGAGGAAGAAUAUUAUACCUGUAUUGGGGUACUUAGAAAAAAUUGGAAUUCCAAGGUCAAAGCUCGGUGAAUUCAUAAAAAUGUACCCACAAGUUUUACAUGCAAGCGUGAUUGUUGAGCUAGCUCCGGUUGUUAGGUUCCUAAGAGGACUUGAUGUGGAGAAACAGGACAUUGGAUAUGUGUUGCAAAAGUAUCCUGAGCUUCUGGGGUUCAAGCUUGAGGGUACAAUGAGUACUUCGGUGGCUUAUCUUGUUAGUAUUGGUGUCAAUCCUAGAGAUAUUGGUCCCAUGGUGACACAGUACCCAUAUUUUUUGGGAAUGAGAGUGGGGACCGUGAUUAAACCUCUGACUGAUUACUUGGUCUCUUUAGGGCUGCCCAAGAAAAUUAUUGCUAGAAUGUUGGAGAAGAGACCCUAUAUACUUGGCUACAAUCUUGAGGAGACUGUUAAACCUAAUGUGGAUUGUCUGAUUAGUUUUGGACUUAGGAAGGAAUCACUGCCUUUAGUUAUUGCUCAAUAUCCACCGAUUCUUGGGCUGCCUCUCAAGGCUAAAUUGUCUUCACAGCAGUACUUCCUCAGUUUGAAGCUUAAGAUUGAUCCUGAAGGAUUUGCACAAGUGAUAGAGAAAAUGCCGCAGGUGGUCAGCCUUAAUCAACAUGUGAUAAUGAAACCAGUUGAAUUCCUCCUUGCAAGGGCAAUACCGUCGCAUGAUGUGGCCAAUAUGGUGAUCAGAUGUCCUCAAUUAAUAGCAUCAAGAGUUGAGCUUAUGAAGAACAGUUUUUACUUCUUCAAGAGUGAGAUGGGGAGACCCAUAAAAGAGCUUGUGGAGUUCCCAGAAUACUUUACAUAUAGCCUGGAAUCCCGGAUCAAACCCAGAUACCAGAAGUUGAAAAGCAAGGGGAUAAGGUUUUCAUUAAAUUGGAUGCUAAAUUGUAGUGACCAGAGAUUUGAAGAGAGAUUACAAGGCAACUACAUUGAAACUGAAAGUACAGGACCAUCAUUCUGUAUGGGUGGGAAGUUAGCGCUACCAGGUAAUGACAAUGAGAUGGUGUCAGAUGAGGAAGAGGAGAGUGAUGAUGAAAAACUAUAUAGACGAACAGUUUCUCUUUAGUGAUUUUGAUUAAAUUAAUGAAGCAUCUACAGUAUUAUAACUGUCAUUCAAAAGACAACAAAUUUGUAUUAGUCUGUCCAAUGUUCCAUCAUCUGUUGUCUUCCGUAUAUCCUGCCAAUGAUUGGCAUGUGAAGUUCUGUCUAUUCAUUAUGUUCCACUGUAUUGGUGGUUGAUCAAGGUCUGAAUGGCUUAUAUGAAAAGAUAUACAUUUUAGCCA
Messenger RNA from Prosopis cineraria, 2288 nucleotides. Its product is annotated as transcription termination factor MTERF4, chloroplastic-like. The record is from RefSeq and is a predicted model, not a curated record. Bases 524 to 2071 code for a protein of 515 amino acids. Gene Ontology annotation, biological process: regulation of DNA-templated transcription. The transcript has 2 exons. Gene Ontology annotation, molecular function: double-stranded DNA binding. NCBI's taxonomy places the organism in Eukaryota, Viridiplantae, Streptophyta, Magnoliopsida, Fabales, Fabaceae.